GGGAAUUGCCGGAAAGAGCAAACAAAAAAGGCGCUGGUGUAGGCUCCAAAAUAAACACAUCUGAAUUCAUGAUGGCAUCGACAGAGGCUCUUAUUGGAUUAAAAGUUUCAAAACAGACAAAAACGCUUUGGAAAAAGGGUUGAAUGCCUGCCUACAGCCUCAGGCACAACCAUGGAGAAAGGUGGGAACAUACAACUGGAGAUCCCCGACUUCAGCAACUCUGUCCUGAGCCAUCUAAACCAGCUGCGCAUGCAGGGGCGCCUCUGUGAUAUUGUGGUCAAUGUGCAAGGACAAGCUUUUCGGGCACACAAAGUGGUACUGGCUGCCAGCUCGCCCUAUUUCCGGGAUCACAUGUCCUUAAACGAGAUGAGUACUGUCUCCAUUUCAGUCAUCAAGAACCCUAGUGUUUUUGAACAGCUCCUCUCCUUCUGUUACACGGGGCGGAUAUGCCUGCAGCUGGCAGAUAUCAUCAGCUACCUGACGGCCGCCAGUUUCCUGCAGAUGCAGCAUAUCAUCGACAAAUGUACCCAGAUCCUGGAGGGCAUUCAUUUCAAAAUCAAUGUGGCAGAGGUUGAAGCCGAAUUAAGUCAGACGAGGACAAAGCAUCCAGAAAGACCUCCAGAAUCUCACAGGGUUACACCAACUCUAAACCGUUCCCUUAGCCCGCGGCCCAAUACCGCAAAGGGAAACCGGCGAGGUCAAGUUAGCGCUGUGUUGGAUAUCAGGGAGCUCAGUCCUCCGGAGGAGUCCACCAGCCCUCAGAUAAUUGAACCGAGUUCUGAUGUAGAGAGCCGGGAGCCCAUCCUUCGAAUCAACCGAGCAGGACAGUGGUACGUGGAGACGGGAGUAGCAGACCGAGGGGCCCGCAGUGAUGACGAAGUCAGGGUCCUUGGAGCAGUGCACAUCAAAACUGAGAAUCUGGAGGAGUGGCUCGGGCCUGAGAAUCAGCCUUCCGGAGAAGAUGGGAGUAGUGCCGAGGAAGUCACAGCCAUGGUGAUUGACACCACAGGCCAUGGUUCUGUGGGACAGGAAAAUUACCCUUUAGGAUCUUCGGGAGCCAAGGUGGCUCGGCCAACAAGCAGUGAAAUUGACAGAUUUAGCCCCUCCGGCAGUGUUGUUCCCUUGACGGAGAGACACAGAGCCAGAAGUGAGUCUCCUGGGAGAAUGGAUGAGCCUAAGCAGCCCAGCUCCCAGGUCGAAGAGUCUGCAAUGAUGGGAGUAAGUGGCUAUGUGGAGUAUCUCCGAGAGCAAGAAGUAUCUGAGCGGUGGUUCCGGUACAACCCCCGUCUCACCUGCAUCUACUGCGCCAAAUCUUUCAACCAGAAGGGGAGCCUGGACCGCCACAUGCGCCUGCACAUGGGGAUCACGCCGUUCGUCUGCCGCAUGUGUGGCAAGAAGUAUACCCGGAAAGAUCAGCUGGAGUAUCACAUCCGCAAGCACACAGGCAACAAACCCUUCCACUGUCAUGUUUGUGGCAAAAGUUUCCCCUUCCAGGCCAUCCUGAAUCAGCACUUUCGCAAAAACCACCCUGGCUGCAUACCCCUGGAGGGGCCUCACAGCAUCUCCCCGGAAACAACUGUCACAUCUCGAGGACAAGCUGAGGAAGAGUCACCUUCCCAAGAAGAGACAGUUGCUCCUGGGGAAACUGCCCAGGGCUCUGUGUCCACCACUGGGCCAGAUUGAAACAUCGAGGGGGAGGGGGCAGACCCUCUUCCCCUUUGGGCCGUCAGCAGCCGGCAUCAGGGCCGUGGGCUGGUACUUAGAUUUACAAAAUGCCACAUCACUAGAGCGGAAGAUGCUCCCAAGAUGUUGCCAAACUAGAGGAUCAGCAACAUACACAGAAGCACUAGAGGCUCUUCCCCUCCUCCUUCCCACCUCAUACUUUGGAAAAUAAUCAAGCAAAUCAACUUUCUAAUUCAGGGAUCAACAGCCUUGGUUUGUUAACUUUAUAAGAAAAAAAUUUUUUAACAAAACGAUGAUAAAUGGUCAUUUAUCUACCAGUCAUGUUUGAACACUGUACUUUGGUCCAUAUCAUCCUGGUGGCUGUAAUUGCCCAGAUCUAAAAAACAGCGGGAGCCUUGGUCAUCUGAACCAGCCAGCCACCAGAGAGAAGGAAGUAGUUGUGAUGGUGACAGGGAGGAGGUAUUUCUCCUCUUCCUUCCCUGCCAGAACAUGCAGUUUCACAUUUGAAGAAAAAAAAAAAAAAGUAUCCUGGUGGUUCUUACUGUUUUGAAAGGUCAGACCUUAUCUUUGCUCUGAUUAGGCAUCUGAUGAUACUUUGCCUGAUUAUUUCAUGUAAGCCGCCAUCUUGGAGCGGUGUUCUCGUGGGCAGCAUCACCUGAAGCACUUUAGGCAACUGGAAGUGAAAUGAGCAGCAGAGUGUUCGCAGUAGGUUCUGCUACAUUUGGGGGCUUGAGUGUCCUAUUGAGGAAGAGGGGAGCAGGGAAGGAAGUGGGAUUUUUGUGCAAAUUUCAAAUGGCGCAGAGUACUGCAACUUCCUGGUUGGUGUUUUUAUACCACAGUGCUUAAUUAUCUUUGGGUGUUAGGAAAUGGCUCUAGUCCAGAUGAAUUAAUGUGUUAGGCUGAGUACCAAAGUUUCAUCCAGUCUCUCUGGCUCCUCCUUUCACGUAACAGCAAUAUUAUACAUCAAAAAUGUCACUUUCCAGUGAAAUGAGCCUGGACUGUAUUUUUAAAUCUACAGGUCUCCAUAUUUGAUAACUUUUAUAUGAAGUUUUAAACACAUUUUUUCUGCAGUAUUGUGGUUGAAGAAAUUCAACACUAUGGUUCUUAUUGCAACCACAAUUCCAUUUCCUUCUACAUAUGUGAUAGUUUAUAUUUUCAAGCCAAUAGAAGAACCUCACUAAAUCCAUGUCUCGCGUCUGCAAACCUAGUAAUUCAUAAACCCACCAUCAGCAAAUUGCUGGUGACUCCAAGAGCUUUGCUUUUUAAUAAUACACUACAGGGCAUUCACCAGAAAACAUCAUGCACAAUCAUGUUGCAAUAAAUUGAUCAAGGGAUCAGUUUUGAUCAGGUUUGGUUACUUAAUCAUUCCUAAGAUUUUUAAAACUUCAAGGGACCUUUUUGGUAAUUCUGGGAAUUUCUGAGAUUCUUAAUCCAGCACUGAGAGUCAGAAAAAAUUUACCAAACAUGUAGAGUUUUAGAUGCCCUGUCUCACAUUCAGAGAAUAGAGGAGGAUUAGUAAGGGGUGCGGGCAAGGAGAUGCUUACAGUACAAAUAGAAAAGAGAACAAUCCAUAGCUUCUCCUAGUUGAUCAUUAAUGUUUUAAGAGUUUUUAAAUAUGCAGUGGUUUAAGCAGUUAUUUUGGUGCAGAAGCAUAGAUGAUUGUAAAAGAGAUCUGGGGCGGGGGCGGGGCUGGUCAUGCCUGCACUGGUGAGCCAUUUGUGAGAAUGUUAGUAGCGUGCUCCCUUCCUGAGAAUGCUUUGUGGUAUGUGGAAAGGUGGGUAGGAAAGAAUGGCAUUUCUUUGAUGAUAGGAAGUUAGAGUGCAAAGAGUAACUUGUAAGCAAUCUGCGAAUUGUACAUACCCAUAAAGCUGCACCGUGUCACUGGAGAGUGGUUAUUUUCUCUUCUGGAAAAAUGUAGAAAUGCGUCUUUUAAUAGGAAUGUAAUGAUGCUACCAUUUGAUAAGAGCCUACCCUUACACGGUCUGCCAAAGCUGUCUUGUCUUUCAGAGACAUAGACUGGGGCACUCUCCUCUUUAGUUGGGCAACAGCACAAUAGGGCCAUCUUAGGGACCAGCUAUGCUCUGUGGCCUAGAAGUGGAUUUGAAAUUAGACUCAAAUCUUUAGGGAAACCUUUUUGUAGGUCAUCCAGGCUGUCUGUGGACAGAUUCAUCACUGAAUAGGCAGGAAGGUGAGAAGUACAGAAUUUGCUGCUGUCUAUGGAGCUUUUAAGCCUACCAAAAAAAUGUUAAGUCCACCCUACUUGUGAGAAGUAGUAUGCUGGAAAGUUCUUUAUGCUUUGUUAGUUUCUUAGAUUUUCCAUGAGGAAAUAGAGCUUUUUAAAACUAUUACCAAAUCGUAAAGGUGAAGUGCAGUAAUCUCUGUCAAGAGAAACUCUGCAGCAUCUGUCAGUCCUCUGGCCAGGAUUAGCAACAAACCUCUUAAACGAAGUAGGAACUGUUGAGCAGAUGUGGAAAUGCUGUGAGUGUUUGGUGGGUCCCUCUCCCUUGUCAUUCACUUGUCCUAGGUUAUUCGCUGUAUUGAUACUGUGAAUAGAGUGCUACCCGGUCUUCUGGGACCAUAGCAGCACAUUUGCUGGUUCUCGCCUCUUAAUUGGCCUAGCCCAGAGCCAUGAAAUCCAUGAACAUACAAGCCAGGCUAGCUUUUAAACAAAUUCAAGUUUCUGAAAGCAAUUUCCAUUUUAGCCACAAAAGCUUUUAUUAUUCUAAAUAACUAUCCAAGAUUUUUAUCCAGGUUCACUGUGACAUUGUCCUAGUUCUUAGUUAACAUCACUGUAGGGUCAUGGAAGUUAGUAGUGUUCUGUCUACAUUAAUGAAUAGUUGUAUUGGUGUGUGCACAGAGGAUACCUCUCUUAAGGAUGUACUAAAUGGACUUUAGCUAAUGCUGAAAACUCAUUACCAAAUCUUAACUUGCACAUGUCACCUUGUGAAGGGAACUGCAUUAGCAAUGAGAGCUAAAUCAUCAUUAAGUACUUUAAUGCCAUGAAAUAGCAAACACUGGGACCGUUUUCAUUCAUCGAGUGGCCCUUAAUAGCAAAGGAGCUACCCAAUAUUCUCAACAAAAGAAGAGAGAUGGCAGUAUAUUAAUCUGUUUUCAUUCUAAGAGGUACCUUUUAUUCUCUCUGAACUCUGAUACCAGUAUAUAAAUAUAGCAUUGGCAUGAACAGGAACACUGUACUUAGGCAGAAGGGCUCUUUCUAAUGACUUGUUCUCUCUUUACUCAGAACCAUAUUUACCUCUGAACGAGUUGAGUUUUAUUUUAUGUAAUUUGCCAACUACCCCCAAGCCAUCAUUAUGCCAGACAGUUAAAUCUAAUCUUGAAUAAGUAAAAAUAAGUUUGUCCCUAAAGGAUAAGGAUUGGAAAAGAAGGGAGGUAGCAGUUGAGGAAAGUUUUCUUGUUAUUUUGUUUUUUGGUAUUUUUAAAUGUUUCCAGUUCCCUCUAUAUCAGUGAAACAGAGUUUCCAAAGAUGUUGUGACAAUAGAAAUAAACCAUUCUCCUCCCACCUUCAUAGUUGAAAUCUGGCCUUGGUUGGAAGUGGUCUGAAGGAAGAGUAUUGAAUAAUGAACUUCAUCCUUAGCUGAGUAGUCUCUGAUCAAGAAAUAACUUUAAAAAAUUUUAGCUGUUACUUGACACAAAUUUCAUUUCUUUUAACUAGUAAAAAUUAUAUUUUGUUUGACUAGAAGAUCUAAUUUAAAGAAAUAAAAACAACGGAUAAUGGAAAGGAAAUUAAAUUGAACAAAGACAGCAGUCUGCUUAAUCCUAGUGGAAGGCAUUUAAUCAGGAAGGGGUUGGAAUCCUGGAAGUUUUUCUCUCUUCAGAUCCAACAGACAGGUGUUUGUUCGUUUUCUCUUCCUCAGAUGCUCUCCUCUUUAUCUACUUACUGGUUUAAGGCAUAACAAAGAGGCCCUUAUUGAACUUGUCUUUGAAAACGGGGGCUCUUUACCUUUGCCAUUUCGGAAGGGUGCACAAUAUUGAAGUAUUUUAGUUGCUGAGAUUUAGAAAAGGGACACCAAGCUAUUACGUCAGGUAAACUCCUGGGUUCAAGAGGAUGCCCCUUAGCAAAGUAUAUCCCUAGAAUUUAUGAAUUAGAUAAGGGUUCAGCAGACUGCGGCCCCCAGGGCCCAAUCCUGAGGCCAUCUAUUUGUGUUAAGAUAGUGAUGGUGGAAUGGGGCCACACCUGUUCUUCAGGUGUUAUUUCUACUGUGAUGGCAAAGUGGAGUGCUUGUGACUCAGACCACAUGGCCAGCAAAGCCUGAAAAUGCACUGUUUGUCACCUGACAGAAAAGUUUGCUAACUCCAGAAUUAGAUUUGAAAGAAUGACCCCCAAAUUUGUCACUCCUGCCAUUUUGUCUUUAUAAUAGUUUGGUUGAGGUUUUAAAUUCAUGUUGCCAUGUAUGCAUCAGUUUCUUGAAAGAGCUUGCCAUCUUUUUCUAGAUCUUUGUCUCAUAACCCUCUCUGUGUUCCUUCUUGAUUCCCAUUGCUUUAAAAGCAUUUAGAAUAGCCGUACGAUCUGUCCUUGCCUUAAAGGUGCAGGUAGAUUAAAGUUUAGGAUAGUAGUUACGGAUGUAAGAAAAUAAUUUAAAAAAUAAUUCCCGUGAUAAUAAUGUAGGAUUAAAUGAGUACCAUGUUUACAUAAACUACUGUAAAAAAUUAAUGUUUUUAUAAGUUUUGCCAUUCCUCUGAGAACACUUGAACUGAUUUGCAUAAUGAUGGCAAGAAUGAAUUUUCCCAUUAGUAUUAAAAAUUAACUUCUGUUAUGAAUAAGUGGUUUGAUUCUUACCCAAAAUACUGCUUUCUAGAUUAGAAACCUCUACCCUUUCCCUGUACUACAAAUCUAAAUUUUCAUUUCCUCAAACUCACUCUGUUCCAUGUGCAGUAGUAAAAAGCCAAAUCUUUUUCCCUUCCUUUAUCUUUUUUUUCCCAAUGAAUGUUUUAAAACAUAAUGAAAUCUCUGAGGACUUCAAAUUCCUCUUAGACCCAUCUUACAAUUUCUGUUACUAUCAUUUUUCUAAAUAUAUACUGACCCAUUAUUUAUUUGCUCUCUGAAUGUUCAUUCUUACUGUUCAAAUAGCUUAUUUAUGCCAGAUGUGCAAAAAAUGGAAAAUGUUAGGAUGAUUAUUAACAGAAUUCCUUGCAAGAGGAGAAUAUAAUUGUGCCCCAUCUGGAAAUCAUGCAUAGACUUCUGAGUUAAAUUUAUCAGGACAAAAUGUUCUAGGCCAUGCUGACACGAUGCAAUGAAUUUGAUUCAUACUUUGUUGUCAGCUCAACCAACACAUACCAAGUUCGGAUGAGUGACCUAACCUCCAGUAAGGCACCUCUCUACUAGGCAUUUUAUUCUUAAAGUUCCUUUUUUCUAAGUUGGUUAUUAGUAAGUUUUAUAUGAUAUGCCCUAUGAAUAAUAGAUGACCCUUACCUAUAAAGUUCCAGAAUAUUUGCCUAGGUUAGAACUGCCUUGUCAUAGCACACUUAGAGUAAUACAGGGUUCUUGAGAUUUUGGAGUGUUGCUUUUCUGAAAAAUUUGGGAUUCUGAUUAAUCUGAGAUAUAGAACUUGUGAAAGUGAUUGAAUUUAGAGAGCCGGAUGGACCGUCUGCCUCCAGCGCCGUGUGAGGUCUAGGGAAUAGUUGUCAUUUCUAUGCGAAUGCGUUGAAAACAAUGUUGUUUGCCCAGCAUUAUGAUUUCUUUGAUAAUUACCAGUCUUAUGUUUUGCCGCCUUUGCUUUCUAGAGUCUGUUUCUCUGUUUUCAGUCUUCUCAUUUUUAGGUAGGCUUUUCCCAAGACCAGUCUUUUUACUUUGCAGUAAGUAGGUGUUUCUUGCUCAGGACAGGCCAAAGUUGGAUAUUAUGAGUCCCUUCAAACACCUGACUUAGUUACAUUCCAAAGGAUGUAAUUACUGACAGCAACAGUGGUAUUAAAACUCGGAGGAUAUCUGCACAGACUCUCCAGUUUUCUUGUAUAGGCAGACUACCGUAUCCCUCAACUGCGAGGAACAGCAAUGACUUAAAAGGCAGUUAUUACUUGAAAUGUAUAGUGUCUUCACAGAGUAUAUACGUGAAUAAAUGUCUUCUCUCACAUCUUCCCCAUUAUCUAUAUAACAAGUACUUCCCAUCUUAACACAGUUAAGAGGGGCUGGCUCACUCAAAUAGUGGAAGCUUUAAGCAACAGAGCUAAGGUAUAAAGGCAGAACAAUUCAUGAAAAAUAAAACUCUUCUAAUGCUUGCUUCUUUCAUGUCCACUGGUAAGUCCUGUUGAGGAGACUAGAAUUCACCAUCCAGUUAAGGGAGAUAGAUGUGCAGCAUCUUACAUGGACAACAGCACAAUUUAAUAUACUGUGAAUCUUAGAAUUUGCAUUAAUCCAUGAUGCCAAAAGUCAGAGUUUCUCGUGGGAAAAUGUUUCCUAUUCUGUGAAAUCACUUAUCUUAAGUGAUAAGUAGCAUACAGGAGAAUCUGUUCCAUAAAGUAAAUAUUAAGUACUUUUUGGUACCUGACCGUAUGCUUGGAACUUAUAUAACAAAAUUGAUUUUAGACAUAGUUUAGAUGUGGCUUCCUAUACUUGAGAGUCCUGAAUCCACUUGGUUGGAGUCUGGAUGUACGCUUUUUAAAAGCCUGCACUUUUCACCUCAGAGAUCAAAGAGAAGGGGACAGAAUUAACUGUCCUAAAUGCUUUAGUGGCAUAAUUGCAGUUAAUCCUCAGAAUAAUCCUGUGAGUUAAUAACAGUAGAACUAAAAAUGGUUGAGAGUUUUUUUGAAUGCUUACUAUGUGCCAGGCACGGAUCCAUGUGUUUCACAUUGGUUAACUCACCUAAUCCUUACAGCAGUCCCGUCUGGGUAGACACUGUUACUCUCCUCACUUUAGAGAGGCAGAAAUAGAAAUUGAGGCACAGAAAGGUUGACCCAGGCAGUCUGACACUAGAGUUGACACUCUACUAGACUAUGUUGCCUUUAAGAAGCGUAAUUAUAUCACAUUUUAUAGGUGAAGAAACUGAGGAGCCCAGGGUUACACAGUGAAUAAAUUGCAGACCCAGUAUUUUCCAAUCUGAUUCCAAAGCCCAGACUCUCUCCACUACAUCAUAUUGACUCUGUUUACUUAUAAAGAGUUGGGGUGACCUGGAAUAAAGAAUAGCCAGUAACAGUACUGCUUUCAGUGGAUUUUUAACUCAAGAAAGCAUGAUUGGAAGAUUUCUUCAAAAGAUAGUGUCUCUGAGCAGAUGUUGAAUGGUGAAUAUUUUCUGGAGGUAUUGCCCAUUGAUUCAGGAGUCGCCCACUUGAUAGAUCUAACUGUGACUCAGUUCAGGUUACCACCAAGGCAAAAAUUGAAAGAUAGCAUUCUUGUAUAUCUAGCUUUGUAACAAACUGCCCUAAACUAUAGUGACCUAAAACAAUUUUAUAUAUCUUGUGAUGUUGUGAAUCAGAAAUAAAGGCUCCUCUAGGCAAUUCUCUUGUUCCCUGUGAUGAUGACUGAGGUCACCUGGUUGUAUUCAGCAGGUGGUUGGACUGGUCUGGAGUGUCCGCGCUGAUCUCACGUGCCUGACACCUUGCGGGAGGGCUAGAAGACUUGGGGCUCAGCAGGUCUCCUCUCCCCCUCUGGAGUCUCAGGGACUUCCCAUGUGGUCUCUGCGUCGGGGCAGUCAGACUUAUUAAAUGGCAGCUCAGGCCUCUAAGAAGCUGGGCAGAUGGUGCCAGGCCUCCAAGGCCAGGCUCAGAACUAUCAUAGAGUCACCCCCAUACGCUGUUGGUCAGAGAAGUCACUGGUCAGCCCAGACUCAAGGGGAGAGGAAAUACCACUUGAUGGCAUGUAUGUCAAGGAUUUGGGACUACUUUAAUCUGUCGUAGGUAGCAUUAGGUUAUUGACUUCUCUGGACUUUUCUGUGUUCAUUCAUUUUGGAUUAGUUGUUUGUGCCAUAGAAACCACUUACGAUGUCUACCGUGGGUCAGUCAAGGAGCUAGAAGGAGAAUGAGACACACACCCCGAAAAGGUUUCAUUAGCUACCUACCCACUGAGUUUCAUUUAUCUUAUAGCAAAAUUUCCAUUUCAUUUUUCUUUUGUUCCAAGUUCCAAGUUGUGAGCAUUUGCUGGUUUUGUUUUUUUUUCCUGUGAAGCUACAGUAACUGUACAUACUGAGCCAGAAAUACCCCAGAGGGAGUAAAAAGCUUGCUGUUACAGAAAUUUAUCUGUUAGAGAUGUCAACUGUAUUUAAGUUUACAAAUAGGCAAAAACUCCUGUGGUAUGGAAAAUUCAAAUGGCUACUAAAUCUCUUUCAACGGGAGUUUCUAUUGCGUGACUACAUGGAUCAUAUUCUUGAGAUAGUUGAAAGCUUCGCCUGCAUACCCUAGUCCCACCUUAACUGACACCACACCACCUCAGGCGCAGUUCUGUGCUACAAGAUGAAUAAGUUCAUCCCAUUUUUUAUCACCUUUCAUAUGGGAAAAUUCAUUGCUCAAUUUAAUAUGUUGUUAAUCCUUUAAAAUCAGCAGUUGAUGGGGCACCUGGGUGGCUCAGUCAUUAAGCGUCUGCCUUCAGCUCAGGUCAUGAUCCCAGGGUCCUGGGAUCAAGCCCCACAUCGGGCUCCCUGCUCAGCGGGGAGCCUGCUUCUCCCUCUGCCACUCCCCCUGCUUGUGUUCCCUCUCUCGCUGUCUCUCUCUCUGUCAAAUAAAUAAAAAUCUUUUUUAAAAAAAUAAAUAAAAUUAGCAGUUGCUGUCAACCUGUCAUCUAAAGUAACAGAUCACUGAACUGUGAGGAUUUCUGUCAGAUUUAGGGUGCUUUAUUUAAACUCCUGCUGGCUGAUACUGUUAGACUAUUGCUGUGACAGAAGAAUUAUGGGCAGAGAAUAAAUUCUGCUCUAAAAAUGAUCACCCCCAGACCAAUAUGCUUUGUAAGAGAAGAAAGAUUUGGGAUUAUCUAUUCAUGCCAUGGGCAGUGGGUUCCUGGAGAAUUAGCUGUGAGGGCUUCUUGCUGGUCAUCCCGUGAAGAGGUCUCUCUUUCUUAGGUCAGGCCUCAGGAAUUGCAGACACAGGAAAGGGAGGGUACUCAGUGCUGAAGGCUUAAUAUAGGGCUCUACAAAAUGCUAGGAAGGGAAAAAGACUUUGGCAUUUGUAGUUGGAUAGCCAGGGAUGAAAUGUUUGAGGCAUUUAGGCAUCAAGAUUAGAUUUUAUCAUAUAAGGAUUGGGGCAAAUUUCAAUGAAUAAAAACAAACGAGCCUUAACAUUUUCUUUUUGAUCCACAUUUCCACUCUGAUGGACCUCAAAGUCUGCUUUUUGUGACAGAGAAGACUUUGAAAAUAUAUUCCCAGGGAAUGAAAAAUCUUACGGUCAUCUAUGGAGAAGUCUCACGUUCUGUAUGGGAUAGCUCUUUGGGCCCUCCUCUAGGUUCUCUGUGGCGCUUAAGUUUGAAAUCCUCUGCUGGUGGCAUGAGAAUGAAGUACUGUGGUCUUGAUUUGCAGAAGAGAACAGAGUCAGAAGAAAGGGAACCUGUAGAUUGAGAACACAGUGAGUCUUUCUAGCAUUUUAGGCAGGUCACUGUGCCCUGCGGGAAUAGAAAUUCCUUAGGGUUCAGAUUUCUGCUCUUAGCUACGUCUUAAAGCAGAUGUUCGUGACAUAUUUGAAGAUGAUCUCCUGAGUUUCCUAUAAAGAAAUAGAGUCCUCACUAUAGUGGUUGUCUAAGAACCACUGCAAAAACAGAAUUACAACACAGGGAACAAAGCUUAAAAUGUGUUUCCUCUGGAAGCCGAGAUGCUCAAGUGGGGGUCACUGAGAGUGUGGCUGAAUUCUAUGUCUAGAACCGCUAUCAGUCAGAUAGCAGAGAUAUUUAGGAUUUAUAUGGUAUUUCUAAUAUUUUUACAAAAAUGAUAUUAAAUCAUGUAACUUGAAGUUUUAAAAAAUUAGCCUGUUUUCUUUUUGGAAAACUGGCCCAAUAAAAAUAACACUAAUAUAACUCAAUUGUAUAUGCAUGUGCAUUGAACACAGAGUGGUAUACUAAAGAUAGUUCAUGCAAAUAACUUUUGUGGGAAGUUUGGCUAUUUUCAUAAUAUCUUUUUUCAUAAAUGUUUAUAAAUAUAUUUACUCAUCCAUUAUGACCUUGGUAGCAUUAGAAGCAUUUGUUAGCUGUAUCAUUGAUUCUAAAAAAUCAAAUUCUUGGCAUAGUAGGCUAUGAGAGCUUUUUGUUGCUUUGUAUUUUGGCUAAGAAAAUUAUUUCUUGCACUUUCUAUUUAUAAAGAUGUUAUAACACAUUGCACCCACUUAGUGUAGCUGUUGUUUAGAGACAAAAAAAAAUGUAGGUGUUAAAGUGAAAUGUAUGUUUAAAAAGCCUGGCAUAAGGAGGGACCUCAAAAUAACAAACUUGGCUUGCAUCUACCUGAGAAGGGCUGGGGUUUCAUAUCAAAUUUAGAGUGAAAGGAGCUGUUGGGGUGGGUGUGCUGUUGCUGCAAGUUGCAAUUUUAUCGCGAGUUGCCAGCGAUGUCUGUGUGAUUUUAUGUGUGUGUGUGUGUGUGAGAAAAAGGUGUCUGAUGAAGGCAGAUAAGUCAAUGUAGAAUAGUCUACCUCCCAUUAAAGACUGAGCAUAUUCCAAGAUUGCCCUGUAGCCCUUUGGGCAGGAAGCUGCAUUCCUCAGCCACUGUCCACCUCGUCCUCUUUUGUACUCACUUCAGCUCCUCUACCUCUGAGCACUUGGCUGAAGAAAGAGUGUGCUUUUUGUAGCAAGCGAAGGAAAGCCAGACACACAGUCUAGAGGUUGCAGUAUCUCCUGGUCACGUGCAGAUGUUGGUACUUACCUCUGGUGUCGAAAUCCAACAGUGUCAGAAUGCUUUGGUUUAGUGCUUUUAUCUGCUGGCUUCUAUUUGGCAAGAGUAGCCAGUGCAUGUGGAAUCUUCCUGGUUUUUUUUUUAAAGACGCACCAAACUCCUUUUAAUGAAAUAUGAAAAUUUUGUUUGAGUCCUGAGCUGCUUUUUUGUUCAUUGCCAUUUGCAGUCCAUUACUGGGGGACCAGAUGACUAACGGUGGUAUUUUCCCAGUGAUGAGCCUUCUGCCAGUAUCCUGACACAGAGGGAUGAAUGCCAUGGGUUUUUAGAUGACUUGUUUUGCUUUUAGUCACUCCAGAGAGACAUUCCUGUUAAUGCCUCUGCUGUUGUAGUAGUCAAGAUGACCUCACUUGAAUGUUGCGGGUGUCAGGAAAUUGAGUUUCAGUAAUACCCUGCCACGAGGCACACCACCUAAUCUUUACAUUCGGUUGUGAUGCUCAGCUUACUGUUUGGGCUGCUCGUACACCGAGCCAUAUCAGGUUACCUACAUUUUGAACACGUGUUCUGGCUUAAGAAGGACUCUCGACCCUAUCAUAGAUCUCCUGUGGUGCUUUCCACCUUUUCAUUCUAAGGCACUGGCUGCUUGUAACGUGCAAACCGGGAUUCUCGGGUUAGGAGUGAGAAUGAGAGAGUGAUCUAGUCUCAGAUGUUUACAGGUUGGCCUCUGUGUUUAGGUACUAGCUGAUCAGUAUUUGCUGUCCUGGUGACUGGGAAGGGCAAAUGAUGAUACAGUGUGAAAUUCCAAUUAAUGAGACAGGCAUUACUCCUAGGAGGCCACUGAUCUAAGUCACCUCUGCCUGAGUACAGCGUGAGUCCUGGAGGGAGCUGAGGCAGGAAAUCAUGUGAGUCUACUCACCACAGCUGUUGGUUCUCUUCCUUUCUUUUCUGUGUGUGUGUGUUUAUUAAAGCACAGGGGAAGAGCUGCCCAGCUAUUGUUAUUCUAACUGUAGAAUAAUUGUCAUUUUAUAAGCCAUGCUAAUAUCCUAGACUCAGGAAUUAACUCCUGCUUAGGAAACUUCUUCCCUCUGGCUUAUCUUUUUGUGCCAAGUCUGUUCUAGGCCUGUCCCCAGGUGUUUUGCUAUAACACAUACUUAAAUGCAGACUUACCUAAAUCCGAAAUUUACUGUUGGCAGUGUGACCUGUUACAGCCAAAGUGAUUUAUUUAAAAAACAAAAAGGUGAGAAAUGCCUAGGCCUGUCUUUGGGGCGCAUAGUAAAUCUGUGGAUCUGAGAGUAAGCAUGGAGUCCUACCCUUCUUCCCUCUGGCCUAAGUGAACACUGGCCUGAAUGCUUUUUAUUACAGAGCCAGUUGACCUAAGCCAGGAGUUUUCCAUCUUGGCUGCACAUUAGAAUCACGUGGGACGUGUAAGAAAUGACUGUUGCCUGGGGCCCCUGCCGGACCCUGAUGUUGAAUUGGUGUGCUGUGCAGCUUGGGCUUUAAAAGCCCCGCAGCUGAUUCUAGUGGGCAGCCAAGGUUGAGAAUCACUGGCCAGGUAAUCUUGAGUGGCCUGCAGCAGGAUAACCUCAGUCUAGUUCUUUUUGUGUCAUAAGAUAUCUUUAUUGCUAGCCCAGCAUGGCUCUGAGUUUAAAAGUGGGCCAAGGCUCAGGUGGUAAAAUGGAUCAUCCAUUUGUCCUCAAAGUAAUUCUGGAGAGAGAUGUUACCAUCCAUCCAGUUUCGUCUCUAUACCAAAUACAAGGUGUGCAUAAGUAAGCAAAACAGAUUUUCAAAGUCUGGUCUCUAGAAUCCUCUUUGCGUACAUGAUUUGAGUGGAGAUUUCUCAACUCUGCUAGUAGCUAAAAUAGAGCACUUGAACUUACUAAAAGGGCCAAGCCCACCCCAUCUAGGAUGAUUUCUAUUUGUAAAAUAAGCAUUAUUAAAGUUAAUGGAAAAAGAGAAGGAUCCUUCCUGGGGGUGAUGGUGAUACAUUUGAUUAUUUGUCUCUUAGCCUGUCUUCUAAGUGGGAUUUCAAUGUAAAGUGACUUUCACUUUUCCUUGGGGUUUUUUUGUUUGUUUUUUGGAGUUUUUUGUGUUUGCUUUGUGAAUGAAAUGCACUAGCUAAGGCUUAAAUGUUUCUGAAUUUUACAUGAAAUGUGAAAUGAGUCAUUUUAGUAUCUUUAUUCCAGGAUGUCAGAGACCUAACCUGGUAAUUCCUAAGUGAGGUUCCCUAUCUUUCUCCCCAUCCCAGGUAGUAAAAAUGCCUGCCCUGCCCGUGGCAACUCGCACACGGUAAUGGGAAGGGGAGAACUGUUUGAUUACCUUACGAGUGAGACACCAACCCCCCAACCCCAUUCAAACUGACUAGCUACCAAGUGAUUUCUCGUUCCUGAUAGAAAUUUUUGUUUAAGAGCAAGUUCAGAUAUAGCAGUCUCUUUCUGAGAGAAUUCUGGGCACCAUAGAAAUUUUCAUUCAUAUAUUGCCUACAAUAAUUGAUACUUUAAAUUUCAAAUAGGUCACGGUGUGUUCAAGAAGAAAAAUCGGUUAGAUGGAAAGAUUGGCUAGUGCAGAGGACUGAAUUAGCAUCAGGCCUUGACAUUUCAUUAAAAUAACCUGGAGGCCUGGCUCUUUACAUUGCAUGUAAUGCUGCAAUGUCUUUUAGAGAAAAUGCCUCCUAUGCCUUAGAAAAUUUAUGAAGGCUUCUCAAUAUGGGGUGGAAUAGAAAAACAGUAGCCUUUGGGACUUGCAUGCAUCCAGAGAGUAACGCGUUAGGGUGUCAUACUGAAGAGGGUUGUGGAGUACUGUGAACCAUUGUUGAACUUUAUGCAAAUCACACUGCACUGGAUUUUAUGAUUCCUGGGGGGCGGGGGGGGGAGUAGACAAGGAGGAUGGGUCAGUAAUGGUACAAAAUAUAUAAACUUGUUCUAUAUUUUAAGCAAGGAAUGAAACAAAUGCCCUACAGGAAUUCUCUGUCAGAACUGUGAAGUUCAGUCAAGUUGUCUGCCCUACUGGAUUGGCUUGCUGAUUCCUCUUCAACUUCUAAGGAGUCCUUUAGGAAACAGCUACACAAAUGCUAGUCUGAUCACAGUUUCACCACCCUCCCCCUACUCAACAAAAGAAAAACAUUCCCAAACUAGAGAAAUGUGUUCUCUCUCAGUCCAUUACUUUUUUAUCUGCUCUGGUCUGUGUUCACAGUUUUAGCCCGUUGCGUUAUUUUGUGAUCUAAUGGCAGAACUUGAAGAGAUCUGCCAAUUCAGUAAGGAACCAAUGGCCUCUCCUUUAAGGAAUCUUAAAACCAGAACUCUCCAUCUUUGGCAUGUUAGCCUAAGUGAGUAAAGGGAGAAGUACAUUUGGAAGAGCACUUAGAUUUCCUGGCUCCUCGUCAUUCAGGGUUGGGACUCACUCACGCUCUGCCCCUGGGAGGAGAAGAGAAGGCUGAGGGUUUAAAGAUAGAAAAAUCAAGGUAGCUGAAAUGUGGUUUCCUUCAGAUGGACAUGGUCUGAAAGAAAUCUGUCCACCUGUUCUCUAUGGUGCUUAUAUGGUGGGUGACAACUGUCCCCCAUCUACCUGUCCCUGGCACUGUGCCUUCCCACUGGUCACUGUGAAAAGCAGAUCACACUGGACUCAGAGGCCAGAACCCAGGACCAUUUCCCCCCUUCUCAUCUUGAGCCCAUCACUUCUUCAUACAGCUAAUAAUGUAGCAUUUACUUCUCUUUGGAAAACUCUUGGGUUUGUCCCCCAAGAAAUAGUAAAGCAUUUCAAGGAAAAUAGUCAGAAAAUAAGGUCCUGGUGGUAGCUAUCAAAUAGAGAUUAUAGGACAAUUUCUCUUCCCCUCAGCUGAUACCAUUAGCAAGAAUCAACAUGCCCCCCCCUUCCUGUGUUUUUAAAGGCUACCGUAAUAUUUGUAAGCGACAAACUUAACAUUUUUUCACAACUUGCUAAUCAAAGAUUCAUAUUAAAACAGACAAUCAAUUUCUAAAAUGUUAUCCCUGAAAGGGAAUGAGGUAGAGUUUUAAACUAUAAGAACCUACCAGUCUGUUUUUUCCCUUUGAAAAAACAAACAUUUGAGGUUUGUGUCUUUCAUCUGAAGCUAUUACACCAUUAAUAAAGAUGCCUCCGAAAGGUCAGUGAGCCAGGUGAGCGCUCUUCCACCUCUGAGGGUGCUGGCCUGGGUUCAUGCAUCUUAUUUCCUUAGAGAAUAUCUGUUUUUAUUACGACCUUAAUUAUAAAUACCUAUAUAUAGGAAUAGGAUUUUCUCACCCCACCCUCUUUUAAUCAUUAUCACUUAAGUGUAAACCGCACCUCCCCUCACCCCCCUUUUACUGAACAAAUGCACUUUAAUUCCUAAGGAGAGUGGCUGUUCCUGGCCCUGAAAGCCAGAUUACUUCAGGAGGAGAGGUGAGGAGGGAGAACUCCUGCCAGACCCUGUGAAAUUAACCAAAUUCCUUAAUGUCAACACAAAUCCUACCCAUUUUUAAGCUGUCCCCACCCCUUGCCAAAGGGAAAAAAAGAAACAACCAAAAAUGAAGACAUUUAAAAUGCCUACCCUGAUUGCAGAAGUUUCCCUGGGGACAAUACCCAAUAUUAAGUUAUUUGCUCAGCUACCAAAUUGUCAGAAACUUCUAGGUGGUUUUGUGGGAGGCUGAGAUUUCUUUAAGGAAAAAGGUGAAAAUAUAAAGGCUAUAAGAUACGAUUCUGAUUUGUGUCAUUUCUAAAUAUUAGAUUUGUUCUCUCCCUUAAUUUGACAGGUGUUCUCAGUCUCUCCUCCUGUAGAUUCUGUCCUUCCCCUGAUGACAAGCCAAUAGUCCUUGGUGGGGUUGCAUGUCUCCUAGAGCCCCAGAAGCCCUGUCGUGUCGGGGGAGGGGGGAGGGCAGGAGGGCGGGCCGAGACUGGGGUUGGGGGGAGGGAGAGUCAGAAAAAGAGUGAAGAUAUGGGUUUAUAUAAACAUAUUUAAAGCAGUUUAGCAAAAGCUUUCUCGUUGAACAGCUUUAAGAACAAUGUGAAUGAAAUCUUAGCAACUUGGUUAGUAAUUUGAAAAGUCUAUUAAUGUAUACUUGAAAUUCUGUUUGUAUAAAAAUACAUUUUCCUCUUUAUUUUAACACUGUGUAAAAGAACAUUAUGCAUGUGAGUGGUUUGAGAAUUAAAUGGUUUAAUACUCAGAUUUGACUGUCUGGUUUUUCUGUUUAU
Zalophus californianus (California sea lion) is the source of this 17612-nucleotide messenger RNA. It is a transcript of the gene ZBTB37, whose product is annotated as zinc finger and BTB domain containing 37. The transcript is spliced from 4 exons. Bases 172 to 1683 code for a protein of 503 amino acids. Gene Ontology annotation, biological process: regulation of transcription by RNA polymerase II. The record is from RefSeq and is a predicted model, not a curated record. Gene Ontology annotation, molecular function: RNA polymerase II cis-regulatory region sequence-specific DNA binding; protein binding; DNA-binding transcription factor activity, RNA polymerase II-specific. NCBI's taxonomy places the organism in Eukaryota, Metazoa, Chordata, Mammalia, Carnivora, Otariidae.